GCUGCAUUUGCGUGACAUCAAAACUGGAACGGAGCGGCCCUUGUACUUCGACGUGGCUGGCGAGGUCACUAUUGGCGAUCUCCGUAAAGCCACCCUCCGUCGCUUUCCAGUUAUCUUGUGCCGGCGCAAGGUGAAACUCUUCGUGAUGGGUCAGAUGUUAGAAGAUGACUUCUUGCCACUUUUCCACAUCAGAGGGAUUUAUGAAGGGGCUACAGUGAACUUCAUGCCAGGGCAGCGUCUCUUGGAAGCUACGCCGUCGCCGAAGAAGAAGUCCUGGAAGAAUGAAGUCGACGACUUCUUAGAUGACUUGAACGAAUUCGACGAUGCCUCGACCGUUUUCGAUUCCGAUGAGGAACAUGAGCGACAUGACACUUUGACUCAGUCUGCUCCCGUGAGCCGCUUGGCGUCGAGUCAGUCCGCCGAGAGAGCCAAGGGCAAGCUCGCACCAAAGUACGAGGACCAGCAGGACCAGCAUCCAAAGCAGCGGCCGAGACAGCACCAGGGCCGGAAGCAGCACGGCCCCGACCAGCACACGAAGCAGCUUACGAAGCACAGGGGUGCAAACUACGGCUAA
Molecule: messenger RNA, 574 nt
Organism: Cladocopium goreaui
Lineage: Eukaryota; Dinophyceae; Suessiales; Symbiodiniaceae
Source: the annotation of a GenBank genome assembly